Messenger RNA from Schizosaccharomyces osmophilus, 795 nucleotides. Its product is annotated as Schizosaccharomyces specific protein. Bases 1 to 795 code for a protein of 264 amino acids. The record is from RefSeq and is a predicted model, not a curated record. The transcript has 4 exons. Lineage: Eukaryota; Fungi; Ascomycota; Schizosaccharomycetes; Schizosaccharomycetales; Schizosaccharomycetaceae.
AUGAUUUACGUAGAAUCGACAGUUUUAUACGAAGCAGCUGCUUUACAUUCGAGAUAUAAAGCCAACAAUGUGCCUGUUUCCGACAUAGCUUUACUACUUGUCGGGAAAAAACUUAGUCCUGGCUUAUAUUCAUCUCAUGAAAUUGGUCUCUCUAUUGCCAUUCAAGAGUCUGUGGAGUUAUUGUCUAGGAAUGGAAGUUUAGAUGUACCAUUUUUUACAGAGAAGAACGAACACUGCAAACUUUUGGGAUCAUCACCUAUUGGAUACGCUUUGUUUGCAGAUGCUCUUGAUGACAAUGUCAUAUCGUUCUUAGAGCAGAGCUCAAAUGUUUUGAAGUUAAAGUUUCUACUUCUUUUCCCGUCUAAUUUCAACUUGAAUGAGUUAACGUUCUAUGAAAUCCCUGACAACAUUCAAAGUAUUCGCAGUGAAAAUUGCGUUCGCGUUCCUUUUAAAAUCAGUGAAUAUCCAUCGGGUUAUUUUUCCGCCUUGCAAACUUUGUCACAACUCGACUCGACAGAAAACGAAAACUCCAUAAAUACAAGUUCUCAAAGAUUUACUGUUGAAAAGCUUCAGUCGUGUGCUUUACAUUUGAUAAACCGCCUUGAGGAUCCCUCGCAAUUUUCACCGCAGGAUUUGUCGUCCAUUUCGCAUGCUUGUCGACUUUUGGAUUCCAUGGAAGUCCCUAGUGACACAUAUUUGAAUGAAAAACUACAGGUUACCAUGAUAUGCAACCUUCAAAAGCUUUUGUAUUGCACUAAUUUAAUCGAAAAAUACUCGAACUACGUCGCUGCUUAA